This is a messenger RNA of Cynoglossus semilaevis (tongue sole), 1797 nucleotides long. RefSeq names its product S-antigen; retina and pineal gland (arrestin) a (gene saga). The transcript is spliced from 15 exons. NCBI's taxonomy places the organism in Eukaryota, Metazoa, Chordata, Actinopteri, Pleuronectiformes, Cynoglossidae. Gene Ontology annotation, cellular component: photoreceptor inner segment; photoreceptor outer segment. Gene Ontology annotation, biological process: G protein-coupled receptor internalization; signal transduction. The record is from RefSeq and is a predicted model, not a curated record. The coding region runs from base 297 to 1493 and encodes 398 amino acids. Gene Ontology annotation, molecular function: G protein-coupled receptor binding.
CCUGUCUGUCACUGCAGCGGAGCCUCCUGAUUGGCUCCUGAAGUUGAGGGGGCGGCGACAGGUGGUGAAGAUGAUCUGCAGAUCCUCAGUCUGAGCAGAUCUUCAUCUUCAUCUUCAUCUUCACCUGCAGCUCUAACAGGCUCAAAUUAGCCUCCGACGACGGACAACAAUUAGCUCGGAAGAUCACCAAAAGUUAGAAAAACAAAGGUUUUUUUCAUUUUCGUACUAAACUUUAAAAAGUUUCACUUCGUUUUAGUCGUCGUUCCAGGCUGCGCCUCCUGCUGGUCAGUAACAACAUGAGCCCAAAAAACGUUGUUUUCAAAAAGAUCUGCAAGGACAAGUCGGUGGCGGUGUACAUGGGGAAGCGAGACUUUGUGGACCGUGUGGACUCGGUGGAACCUGUGGAUGGCAUCAUCCUCGUGGAUCCUGGGGCUCUGCAGGGUAGAAAAGUGUUUGUCACCCUGUCUUGUACCUUUCGGUACGGCCGUGACGAUGUUAACGUGCUAGGCAUCGCAUUCCGUCGAGAGCUGUACGUGUCCACGCGGCAGGUUUACCCCCCUCUACAGGACCGCGACAGAGGAAUCCACUCCAGGACCCAGGCCCAGCUGCUGCGGAAACUAGGAGAGUGUGCUUUUCCUUUCUUUUUCGAGUUUCCUGACAAUCUGCCUUGCUCAGUGGCGAUGCAGCCAGCACCUCAUGACGUCGACAAGCAAUGUGCCGUGGAGUUUGAAAUCCGAGCCUUCAGUGCUGAGAGCCCCGACGCUAAAGUCCACAAGCGGAGCAGCGUGACGCUCACAAUCAGAAAGGUCCAGUUUGCUCCUGAAAGCGAGGGAGUGGCUCCCUCUGUUGAAACCACGAAGGAUUUCGUCAUGUCAGAAAAACCACUGCACGUCAAAGCCAGUCUGGACAAAGAGGUUUACUACCAUGGAGAACCAAUCACGGUGCACGUCAGUGUCACCAACAGUUCCAGCAAGAACGUGAAGAACAUCAUUGUCUCUGUGGAUCAGAUCACCAACGUGGUUCUGUACUGCAACGACAGCUACGUCAAAUCAGUGGCCAUAGAGGAGUAUGGGGACUCAGUUUCAGCCGGAGCCACUCUCCAGAAGACCUACACUCUGCUGCCCCUGCUGGCCAACAACAGGGAGAGACGCUGCAUCGCUCUGGAUGGGAAACUGAAGCAUGAAGACACCAACCUGGCUUCAUCCAGCAUAGUCAAAGAGGGGGUUCUGAAGGAGGUUCUGGGGAUCCUGGUUUCGUACCGAGUCCUGGUCAAGCUCAUCGUCGGAGGGUCACUGGGUUCAAGUGAAGUGGCUCUGGAGGUUCCCUUCAAACUGAUGCACCCCAAACCUGACGCAGUAAAGGAGAGUGAGGAGGAGGAGGAGGUGGUGUUCCAGGAGUUCCAGCGCUCCUACCUGAAGGGCAUGAUGGAGGACAAUGACGGAGAAGGGAAUGUGUCAGGUGGAGAGGAUGUGGCGCCCCCUACAGAGAAAUAGAUGAACUGAGGGGGGGUGCUGGGACUUUAGUGCGGGGGAGUUCUUUUAGCUGCUAAAAUGCUAACACGCUAAAGAAAAGCAGAAGAGUUUGGCUUCAGUUCCUCUGAUUACUUUGAACGUUUUCUUUGUUCAGACAAACUGAUAAAUUCACCACCUGACGGUGUGUGUGUGUGUGUGUGUGUGUGUGUGUCUUCUUGUCUGAUGCUUAGUUGUGUCGUGCAGAACUGUAGUAAAUCUGUGUCUCCAGGUUCGGUACCAGGCACCGAUGCUUACGUGUGGAAAUAAAGAGCGGUACCGAUGAUAA